CAGGAAAGCUUCGAUUCCCCCGGGCGUCAUGCCGGCGUCCCGACGGCGCACGGCGGCGGAGUUCCAAGGGAACGGCAGCCUAAUGCCGCCGUCGGCGCACGUCAUCGCUUCUCCCCGCGGCGGUGGCGCGCCCAACCGGGAGGAGCACGCGAACGGCGGCGGCCCGGCGCUCCGGGGAGCAAAGCCAAGAGGCGGCGGCAGCGUAUUCUCAGCCAGUAAGGUCACCGGCAGGAGGCGGCCGGCGGGGCGCACGCCACUAUGGCGACUCGGCAUCUUUGCCUCCCUCGCAUUGAAUCUCGCCGCACUCGCGCUCCUACGCCACCAGUACAUGGUCAGCUACCCGAACCAUCCCGGUGUCGUCUCUCCAGGUCAGCAACACCGCGCCUGCGCCCCGCAGCCGGGCACCAGCGGCGCGGCGGCGAGAGCGCCGUCGACCGGGAAGCCGGCAGUGACUUCCGACUCUGUUAUUAAUCUGGACCACGGGGACCCGACCAUGUUUGAGGCCUUCUGGAGGGAGACCGGCGACGCGGCGGAGCUCGUCAUCCCGGGGUGGCAAACGAUGAGCUACUUCUCCGACGUCAGUAACGUGUGCUGGUUCAUGGUGCCUGAUUUCGAUCAGCAGGUGCGCCGCCUCCACCGCACGGUCGGCAACGCCGCCGUGGACGGCUACCACGUCCUCGUCGGCACCGGCUCCACGCAGCUCCUCAUGGCGGCGCUCUACGCCCUGUCGCCGGUGGAUGCCGUCGAGCCCACCAGCGUCGUCUCCACGGCGCCCUACUACUCGUGGUAUCCUGCCGUGACCGACUUCCUCCGGUCCGGGCUGUUCUGCUGGGCCGGCGACGCAAACUCGUUCGUCGGCGACGCCUACAUCGAGCUGGUGUGCUCCCCGAACAGCCCCGACGGCGCCAUCCGCGACGCCGUGCUGGGCUCCGGUGGCGCCGGGAAGGCCGUCCAUGACCUUGCCUACUACUGGCCGCAGUACACCCCAAUCACUCGACGGGCCGACCAUGACAUCAUGCUCUUCACCAUGUCAAAGAGCACCGGGCACGCCGGCACGAGGAUCGGGUGGGCAUUGGUGAAGGACCGGGAGGUGGCGCGGAGGAUGACCAAGUUCGUGGAGCUCAACACCGUCAGCGUGUCCAAGGACUCGCAGCUGCGCGCCGCCAAGGUGCUCAGGGCGGUCUCCGACGGGUACGAUUACGACGGCGGCGCCUCGGCCUCGCGUCACCGGCUGUUCGACUUCGGGCGGCGCAAGAUGGUGGAGCGCUGGAGGAUGCUGCGCGAGGCCGCCGCCGCGUCCGGCAUCUUCAGCCUGCCCGAGGAGACCUCCGGCCGCUGCAACUUCGCCAACGAGACGGCCGCCAAUAACCAUGCGUUCGCGUGGCUGCGGUGCGACAGGGAGGACGUGGAGGACUGCGCGGGGUUCCUCCGCGGCCACAAGAUCCUGACGAGGAGCGGGGACCAGUUCGGCGCGGAUCCGAGGUACGUCCGGGUCAGCAUGCUCGACAGGGACGACGCCUACGACAUCUUCAUCGGGCGCCUCGCCUCGCUCAAAUGACAAAUGAAGACCGACGGCAGCGCGUGAAGGCUUCAUUCGUCACGCCGGUGCUGAGUGGAAACCUCUUAUUAGGCUGGUCAU
Messenger RNA from Triticum dicoccoides, 1639 nucleotides. RefSeq names its product tryptophan aminotransferase-related protein 2-like. The record is from RefSeq and is a predicted model, not a curated record. Lineage: Eukaryota; Viridiplantae; Streptophyta; Magnoliopsida; Poales; Poaceae. The coding region runs from base 29 to 1558 and encodes 509 amino acids. The transcript has 5 exons. Gene Ontology annotation, biological process: amino acid metabolic process. Gene Ontology annotation, molecular function: transaminase activity; carbon-sulfur lyase activity.